AUGUUAUUAGACGCGAUUGGUCUCCUUAGGGUGUGCCCUGAAAGGCAUUUUGGUGACCAGGCAUUCUUCCUGCUCAUUGCGUCGAUGCUUUCGGUAUUCAGGAUCAGCCCACCGGUGGAUGGACAAGACCACGAAAUCCUUCUGGAGCCCAAGCGCAAGACGGGUCUGAUAGCACAUCCCGAACCAUUCACUUGUGUUAUCGAACCACGCUCCGAGAAGGCUACUGGACGUAUUCGACAAAAACCGAACUAA
Punctularia strigosozonata HHB-11173 SS5 is the source of this 252-nucleotide messenger RNA. RefSeq lists its product as uncharacterized. The transcript is spliced from 2 exons. The record is from RefSeq and is a predicted model, not a curated record. Bases 1 to 252 code for a protein of 83 amino acids. Lineage: Eukaryota; Fungi; Basidiomycota; Agaricomycetes; Corticiales; Punctulariaceae. Gene Ontology annotation, molecular function: monooxygenase activity; heme binding; oxidoreductase activity, acting on paired donors, with incorporation or reduction of molecular oxygen.